AUGGAGAAGGCCGGCUCCUUGCACGCCUCGGUGCCCACGCCGCCGCCGCGCCUCUACCUCCCGCGGAACUUCAGCUGCAGCGCCUGCCUCUACGGCAGCCUGGCCGAGCAAUGCAAGGGCGGCUGCAGCCCCGAGAUCGAGGCGGUGGAGCCGCUGCCCGCGCCCCCCUCGCCGCCCGUCACCCGCGAAGCCGAGGCCGCCCGGUCGCCGCCGCCGCCGCCGCCGCCGCCGCCCCGCUCCCCUUCGCCGCCUCUCUCGUCGCCGCCGCCGGCCAGCCGCGGUAGAGAGCCCACGCUCCCGUCCGUGCCGCCCAGCCCGACCCUGCGCCGCCGCGCCAAGUCCCUGCCCACGCCGGGCGAACGGGGGCUCCGGCCGGCUUUGCAGCAGAGCCCGUCGCGGCGCAAGACGGUGCGCUUCGCCGACUCGCUGGGGCUGGAGCUGACCGCCGUGCGCCACUUCUGCCAAGCCGACGUGCCGCAGGUCCCGCCGCCGCCCGCGCCGCUGCCCGCCUCGCCUCUCCCGCGCGGCGCGGACCUGCUGAAGACGCGCAAGCCGCCGGCGCUGGGCGAGCUGGAGCCGGUGCUCUUCGGGCCUCCGGCGCCCGUGCUAGAGCCGCUUUUCCCGCCGCAGCCCGGCGCGGGGGCGCGCUUCGCGGAGCGCGUGCGGCAGCACAAAGUCAAGCUGGAGUGGGUGCGCCCCGAGGCGGCCGGGCUGCGCGGCGCCGUGCGCGUCCUCAACUUGGCUUACGAGAAGACCGUCUCGGUGCGCUACACGCUCAACCGCUGGGCCAGCUGCAACGAGGUGCCCGCCGCUUACCUGCCGCCGCCCGCCGCCGCCCACGACGGCCAGACGGACCGCUUCGCCUUCCACCUGCCCGUGGGCGCCGGCACCACGCUGCUCGAGUUCGCCGUGCGCUACCGCGUGGCCGACACCGAGUACUGGGACAACAACGACGGGCACAACUACAAACUGCGAGGCAGGCAGCGACCCGACGGCCAGGAACCCGACGGCGGCGGCGCCUGGAUCCACUUCAUCUGA
Molecule: messenger RNA, 1038 nt
Organism: Notechis scutatus (mainland tiger snake)
Lineage: Eukaryota; Metazoa; Chordata; Lepidosauria; Squamata; Elapidae
Product: protein phosphatase 1 regulatory subunit 3E-like
Biological process (GO): regulation of glycogen biosynthetic process
Cellular component (GO): protein phosphatase type 1 complex
Molecular function (GO): protein phosphatase 1 binding; glycogen binding
Source: RefSeq, a predicted model, not a curated record